This is a messenger RNA of Anthonomus grandis grandis, 1404 nucleotides long. RefSeq lists its product as uncharacterized. NCBI's taxonomy places the organism in Eukaryota, Metazoa, Arthropoda, Insecta, Coleoptera, Curculionidae. Gene Ontology annotation, cellular component: neuronal cell body; dendrite; axon. Gene Ontology annotation, biological process: sensory perception of taste. Bases 6 to 1208 code for a protein of 400 amino acids. The transcript has 4 exons. The record is from RefSeq and is a predicted model, not a curated record.
CCACCAUGGCUAAAACAGUCUCCCUAAAGAAAAGCGACCAUUAUUUCUAUUACUACUACAGGGCUUUGGUAUGUUUAGGCAAAUGUAUGUGUAUCCUGCCUCUCCAAAAUGUCCUGAGUUCUAACCCUUUCGAUCUUAAAUAUAAAAGGUGCAGUUGCAUAUUUUUCUUUUCUAUUUUUGUGCAGUGUUCACUCAUCUUCUUUGUAAUCUACUGUUAUUGGCUUCGAAUACAAGUCAGUACUACUGGACAAAAACUGUUGUUUAUACUUCUUAUUAUUAUGAUGGUAAGGGUUAUUCUUUCUUGGUCGCUUUGUUUAUUUAUGAUGGCCAAACGUAUGCCUUGCAUCAUUCAACUACUAGAAACAUUUGUAAAACAAAGACGAGAUCUUUUGUUAAUAGAUAAACCGAAUCACGAAAUCUUUUUUAAAAUAGUCCUACCUUGCACAUCUUUAAUUUUAUUCGCGAUGGUGUAUUCUUACGGAAUAUACAGUGCUACACAAGACAUUUUUCCUAAAUAUAAACCCAGUGCCCUAGAUAAAAUUGCCAGCUAUACAAUAGGAUUUGUUGCCAGUGGGCAUGUCAUUCCAAUUUUCUAUUUCCUUUACCUAAGUUCUUCCAUUUCUCGGUCCUUUCAUGAAAUAAAUAAAACCUUAAAGAUUCAUAAAUUUACUCCUAACUACCAGGACCUGUUUACCCACUGUCCCCAAGCCCAACUAUCCAAAGAACUGGCUCAGUGGAGACGUUUGCACAGUAUUUUACAAGAGGCCACCGUAGAGUUGUGUAAAGGUUUUGGUGGCAUUUUAGCUUUGGAAAAAGUGUUUAUAGUUGUGUUUGUUGUUGGAAACUUGAGCUGUUACCUAUUCUCACAGUCGCAAAGUAUAGCUUUUAUCGUUAUGUUAGUUGUGAACCUUUUGUUAGCUAGAGCCACAAUUGAUUUGGGACAAAACCUUAUGAAGCGGGGCAAAAAGGUGGCAAGACUUUUCCAAGGAAUCCCGUCAGAAUCUCUAUCAGAGAAAACCAAAGAAGAGAUUCAAUUGUGGCUACUACAACUCACCUCCAAUCCAAUACACGUGGACGCAGCGGGUUACUUCCAGCUGGAUAAAAGCCAGACCUUCGAGGUUUUAUCAUCAAUUGCAACGUAUCUGAUCGUUGCAGUUCAGUUAUUAGAAGAUGAGAGCUCGAAAACCUCAGUAAAUGGUACCAGUUAAGUAGCUUAAAUCAUCAAUCAUAUUAUAUAUUAAGUUGUCAAAUAUAACGUAUGUCGUUGUAAAAUGUUAGUAUUACUAUACUUAGAUAAGGAAAACUGUAAUAAAUAAGUAAAUGUUUUUUUUUAUACUUAUAAAAUAGGUCUCUCAAAUUAUGCCAAAUAGCUUUAGUAAAUUAUGAAUCCAUGAAACUUUUCAA